Dovyalis caffra is the source of this 666-nucleotide messenger RNA. Lineage: Eukaryota; Viridiplantae; Streptophyta; Magnoliopsida; Malpighiales; Salicaceae. The record is from the annotation of a GenBank genome assembly.
AUGGAAGAAGAAGGAUACUGUAACACAAGACUUGAGCUAGGACUAGGUGGUGAAAGCUAUGUGUCAUGGCCUCAGAAACAGAAGGAGAAGCCUGUGGUACGUUUAGGCCUCUCAUUCGCACUUUGCCCUACAGAAGAUUCCAUGCAUAUAGAUCAUCAUGACAAGGCAGAGGGGACAUGGUUCAAGCCUGAAGAAGAUGAAGAAUAUGGGAACAAAAGAAGUGGUCAUUCCAUUGAUAAUAAUAGCAUGGCUGGUACUGGUAGAAAGAAACUCAGGCUUACAAAAGAGCAAUCAAACUUGCUCGAGGAGAGAUUCAAAAGGCAUUCCACUCUUAAUCCGGCUCAGAAGCAUUCACUUGCUGAUCAAUUGAAUUUGAAGCCAAGACAAAUUGAGGUUUGGUUUCAGAACAGGAGGGCAAGGACUAAGCUGAAGCAAACGGAAGUAGACUGUGAAUACUUGAAAAAAUGCUGCGAAAGUUUAAGCAAGGAGAAUAGAAGAUUGAAGAGAGAAUUGCAAGAAUUAAGGUCAGAAAAAAUUGGAAGAUCAUCAUCAUUGCACCCUCGACUUGGAAAAGAUGCUACAAUUUCAAUGUGUCCUUCAUGCGAGGAAAGCACCACAACUGAGCAGAAAACUGUAGCCGUUUUUGACGUGGUCCAUAAGAGCUAG